UGUGUGUGUGUGUGUGGAACUCCUGUGGUUUGUAACGACUGUAACACAAUAUUUCGGUGUUCGGUGUACACAACUGUUUUUUACGGCCGGUUUCGCGUACUUGCUUUUGACGCUUUGAUAGUGUCAUAGCUAUUAUUUAACUCGUCGUCACUCUUCUAGUCUUUAGUCGUUACGUUUUCGCUGUGUGUUUUGUAUUUGUAUCUUGUUUGUGUGUUUUUUAUAUUUCCCGGUUCCCCCCGUUUGGUUUGCCGGCAGACGACCGCCGCGUCCCGUAACGACGAGUGUUUCGCCAGUGGACGACCGCACCACCUAAUCGAAUUUUUCAUCCAUUUCCAUCCGGACCGGACGCUGUUUAAUCAACCAUGGCAGACUUAGAUGACCAACUGUUAGAAGGUGGUAUUGAUUUAUCAUCCGAAGAACACAACACACAAAUUAGUAUAGAAAAUAGCAUGUCUUUUGAUUUAAUUGAAAAUGGUCAAUCAAAUAAUGUCGAUUCUCAAGCAUCAGCAGAUUCUGAUUUGGAAGUAAUCAGAGCUCGUGUACGCGAAAUGGAAGAAGAAGCUGAAAAGUUAAAAAAAUUACAAUCACAAGUAGAUCAAGAAAUGUCAAACACACCAGUACUGUCUUCUCCAAAUUGCUCGAAAACAAGUGCAACUUAUAAUUUAUCGGAGCAGGAAAAAGCUGAAGCUGAUGCUAGAUCUGUUUAUGUUGGUAAUGUAGACUAUGCAGCAACAGCAGAGGAAUUGGAAACUCAUUUCCAUGGCUGUGGUUCAAUAAAUCGAGUUACCAUAUUGUGUAAUAAAUUUGAUGGUCACCCAAAAGGGUUUGCAUAUAUUGAAUUUGCUGACAUGGAUUCUGUUAAUACAGCCAUGGCAAUGGAUGAUUCUUUAUUCAGGGGUCGUCAAAUUAAAGUUAAUCCAAAAAGAACUAAUAAACCUGGGAUAAGCACUACAAAUCGUCCAGUAGCAUCUAGGGGUAGAGCUAUGUUCCGAGGUCGUCCAAUGUCGCGUGGUGGUGCACAGUCAUCAUUUUAUGGUGGUUACAGGCCAUCUCGUAGACCAAGAGGUGGUUAUUCCAGAAGAGCGAUGUAUUAUCCUUACUGACGUUCACAAUAAAUCCAUCGCUACAGUUAUCGGUGGGAACCAUCAAUAUUUAAAAAUUAAGAAGCUCUAACAUAAGGCUUUUUAAAAUAAAAAGUAAUUUCUUUUGUACAUACAUCCAAAUAUUAAUUUCAUAGCCUUAAUGAGCUAAUGGGAAUGUAUUAACUUAAGUUUUUAUUUUUGAUUGAAAAUUGGAUUUAAUAUUAUUAAUUAUAGCCUGUAAUAACUAAUUGGAAAUAAAAAAAAUAUUGUGUACUACA
Molecule: messenger RNA, 1360 nt
Organism: Rhopalosiphum padi (bird cherry-oat aphid)
Lineage: Eukaryota; Metazoa; Arthropoda; Insecta; Hemiptera; Aphididae
Gene: Pabp2
Product: polyadenylate-binding protein 2
Exons: 7
Coding region: 363-1103 (246 amino acids)
Molecular function (GO): RNA binding
Source: RefSeq, a predicted model, not a curated record